Molecule: messenger RNA, 858 nt
Organism: Helianthus annuus (common sunflower)
Lineage: Eukaryota; Viridiplantae; Streptophyta; Magnoliopsida; Asterales; Asteraceae
Exons: 1
Coding region: 1-858 (285 amino acids)
Source: RefSeq, a predicted model, not a curated record
AUGUUGGAUGGUUUAGCGAUUAGUAACCUUUUUACAGGAGUGGUGGGCAGUGGGGAUAGCAUUCUGUUUUGGUUGGAUCCUUGGUUAUUUGAAGUUCCUUUGAAAUUCAAGUUUCCAGCCCUCUUUCAUCUUGAGGUUGUAAAGUCAUGUAGUGUUCGUGAUAGACUUGAAGGGGAAGGUUUAUGGCUGUGGAAAAAUGACCCGGUGUCCGCAACCGAAAGAUUUGAAUGGGAUAUCCUUUCUGCAGCCCUUCGUGCUGUUAGUCUGUCUAACAGGCCGGAUAAGUGGGAGUGGGUCGGUAAUGUUUCGGAAGUUUUCUCAGUUGCGACUGUUAAGAAGUCCAUCGAUUCGAUAAAUGAUUACAGUAAUCACUAUGUUUUUGAUUGGUGUAAAUGGGUCCCUCUCAAAUGUAACAUCCUAGUGUGGCGUGCGGAGAUGGAUAGGAUUCCGACAGUGGAUGCUUUGGUUAGGAGGGGUGUGAUGCUCGAUGAUGAUAUGUGUAACUGUUGUGGUUCCGGCUCGGAUUCGGUUGAGCACAUUUUCACGGCUUGUCCGCUGGCUUUAGGGUUAUGGGAAAGGAUUACCCUGUCGUGUCGGGUUAGGAAUUUCUUUGUUUUUUCUAUCCGAGAUUUGCUUGCCAUUCACGAACAUGAGCAUAGGAGGGCGUCGGAGAAAGAGGCGUUAAAAGGUAUCAUUAUCGUUUCCUGUUGGUUUUUAUGGAAGGCAAGAAAUGAUCUUAGAUUCAGUGGGAAGAGAAGCGGAGUUGAAGAUAUUUUUAGUGAAGUUAGAUCGGCUAGUUAUUUUUGGUAUAAACAUAGGGCAAAGAAGGGUUCUUGUGUUUGGGGGGGAUUGGUGUAA